AUGUCAGGUUAUUUAUUUUGUUUAAUCUUUUAUUUAGCAUUGGUUGACAAAGUUAUUAAAUCUGCUGCAAGCAUUGUUGGAAAAUCAUUAGAAUUUGCUAAGAUUGUUGUGGCUGGAGUCAGUGAUGUACUCGAUACAGUUGUAAAUCCAUUUAUUGGUCUCACUACAAAGUAUUUGAGAGCAAAGUUUUUUGAAGAAGAAUUUUCCCCACUGCAAGUGCAAGAAAUCAUUCUGGGAAAUGCAUUGGUUUACAAACAGAAAAAUGGAGUUUAUAAAUUAUCUGAAGUGCCAGACACUUUUGUGUUUGUUUCUGUAAUUGCACGCAUUCAACAAAUGCUGUUAAAUCAUGAUUUGGCUAAAAUUAUAACAUCAAAAAUUCCAACACUAGGAAAGACUGACAGAUAUUAUGAUGUUUUUGAUGGUACAUAUUUCAAGUCAUCCGAAUCUGCCAGCCCUUUCCUUUAUGUCAUUAUUUUUCAAGAUGCUGUGGAAAUAUGUAACCCAUUGGGAAAUAGAAGCGGGAAACAUAAAGUCGUCAAUUUUUAUUGGACCCUGUUAAAUAUACCUCCGAAAUACUGGUCAAAACUUGCUUCAAUGACCCUUUUUGCAAUGGUAAAGAAAAAGAUCCUGGACAAAUACUCCUUCCAGGAUGUUUUAUCUCCAUUUUUCAAAGAAAUGGAGCAGUUUAAAAAUGGUGUUGACUUUUUAAUAGAUGGAAAAUUACAGAAAUGUUUUGGGAAAGUCCUUCUCUGUCCUGGAGAUACAGAAGGACAGCAUCAAAUAGGUGGCUUCAAGGUUGGUGUGGGUUUUGCUUAUCGCAAGUGCAGAUUUUGCUAUGCCUUGGAGGCAGAUGUUCGAAAUAAUGUUGACCCAGGUUGUGUUAAUCAGCGCACUAGUUCAGUGUAUAUGCAGGAAUUUGAUGCCAUUGAAAAUGCUCCUAAUGAAAGAAUUAAAGGACAAUUGCAAACUACAUAUGGACUGAACAGUCGCUCUUGUUUGGGUAAACUAUGUAAUUUUGAUGUCACUAAACAAUUUUCACAUGAUAUAAUGCAUGUAGUUUUAGAAGGAGUUUUACCAUAUGAAUGCCAGCUUGCUCUAAGUGUGUUAAUGGAUCAAGGUUUGUUCACGUUGGAUGAAUUCAACCACAAAUUGAGUAUUUUUCCGUUUACAUACAGUGAUGCAAAAAGCAAACCAGAACCUCUGAAAAGAACUGUUUUUGUUAUGGGAGAACGUAAGUUAAAGUUCAGUGCAGAAAAUUCAAUAAUAAUUAUUAAAAUUCUCCCUUUCAUCCUAGAGAAUUUCGUAGAUACAGACGAUGUGUUCUACCAAUUUUUGAUGGAAUUAUCUAGCAUCACGUCCAUUCUCCUGUUAUAAGUGAGGGAACGCGUGGUUAUCUAGACCAACAGAUAAAGCAGCAUUUAAAAACCUUCAAAUCGCUUUUUGUUGAAAACAAUCUAAUCCCAAAACACCAUUAUUUACGGGAAAUUCCGAACUUAAUUCUUUUGUUUGGUUCACCCGUUAGAUACUGUUGUAUGCGAUUUGAAGCGUUACACAAAACAUUCAAGUCAUUUGUUCAAGUGAUAAACUUUCUACACUUGUGUGUAUCGUUAUCUGCCAAGUACAUAAAAUUUAUUACUGAGGGUAGUGAACAUCAGGAACAUGCAAUUUUAAAAUCUUCUCGUCAAGAUGGUCCUGCGCUUAGUUUAAAACGACUGAAGUACACCAGAUCAAAGAGAGUUUUGACAAUUUUCCAAUUGUUUACUCUCUAAACUGGAUUACAUUUAAUGGAACUAGGUUUAUUGCUAACCGUUGCGUACUUGCAGUGACUGUUGAUCCUGAGACACAUUUGCCUGUAUUUGGAAAACUUAAACAAAUAAUACUUUGUGGAGAACACGUUUUAUUUUUAUUAGAAAUACAUAAUACGUACUGUUUUGAGCUAAAGUAUAACGGUUACGUUAUAGAAAGUGACCACCUGGAUGCUAUAUAUGGUAUCAAUGAACUAUUAGACUACCACAUAUAUCAAAUUAUUGAAACCCUGGAAAGUACUCUGGUGAGAUACGAUCUCACGGACCUAAUAGAGGAGCAUUUGGAGGGAGCGAAUCCUCUGCACUUUUAAACUGUUUGUUCAUGUGUAUUAUUUAAUAUUUUAUAA
This is a messenger RNA of Hydractinia symbiolongicarpus, 2152 nucleotides long. RefSeq lists its product as uncharacterized. Bases 1 to 1374 code for a protein of 457 amino acids. The transcript is spliced from 3 exons. The record is from RefSeq and is a predicted model, not a curated record. Lineage: Eukaryota; Metazoa; Cnidaria; Hydrozoa; Anthoathecata; Hydractiniidae.